CUGCUACGAUCAUUGUGCAAGUCACUCCGGUCAAUGAUUUUCAGCCUGCAUUUAAUAAAAAGAAUUAUACAUUUGAAGUUCCAGAAACUGCCAGAGAAAAUCAUAAAGUUGGAAAAGUAACUGCCACAGACAAAGAUUUCCCAUCAAACUGUCUGACCUACAGAAUAGUCAGAGGAGAUGUCUAUGCUGCAGAACUAUUUUGGCUGGAUCCAGUGUCUGGCAUGAUAAAACUGAUAAGACAACCAGACUACGAGUCCAUACGGCAAUACCAACUGACCAUUGAAGCUAUUGACUGUGACCCAGAUAAUCCAAAAAGUGCUUCUACUAUGGUGAUAAUAGAUAUCAAAGAAGAGAAUGAUGAAGCCCCUGAAUGCACACCAUAUACCUACAGAGCAACGGUACUUGACAACAUACCACCGGGGACAAACAUCAACAGCUUCAGUUUGAGCUGCAAAGACAGAGAUUCCAAUGGCUCUGCAAUGCGGUUUGAGAUAGUCUCUGGAAAUAGAGGUAAUCAUUUUGGUUUGGACCCAACUCGAGGGUCCAGCUCUCCUAAACUGAUUGUGAAAAACCCUUUUGACUUUGAAGGAGAAAUGGACUUCCAACCCCAGUACCAUCUUGUGGUUCACAUUAUUGAUGACAACUUGUACAAUAAAACUGUUUCCAAUCCGAGGACAGGAACGGUCCUUAUUGAUAUUUCUGUGAUUCAAACAAACACACAACCACCAACAACAACUCCUUUUGAUAAAAAGAAAGGCCUAACUAUUGUGUAUACUUCGGUCAACACCUACAGUUCCACUGACUGGUAUAUCCCAUUCAUCUUCACGCUGAUGGCAAUAAUGUCUAUAGGGUUGACAACUUGCUGGUGUUAUCUGCUUUGGAGAUAUGCUCGUUGCAAGAAUCCUUGUCUAAAACGGCAAGUCCCAGAUCCCAGAACAAUCGAAAGAAUGAACACCUACCGGCCUGGAACCCAAAAAGAAAAAGGAGAAGUGAUAACAGAAAUCACCAAUUGUGAAACGGUAUUUGAUGGUGAAGCCCAAGAUCCAGUCACAGGAAAUCUCUAUCAAUAUAACAGCAAGUCAGGAGCCAGAAAGUGGAAGAUCCCUCAAAAACUUAUGGGAAAUGACGUGGAACUUACAAAUAUAUAUUCAUCAUCCCAAAAGCUAUCUCCUGAAAACAGCGUGUCAAUGAACUCCCCGAAGGAAGUAUGACUUCCGUCUUUGCUGGAUCAGAUUUUUUUAAAAUUAUUUCUCUGCUCAUCUUUGCAGAUCAAGUGAAUCAUGGGUGUUCUGCACAAACUUUUGAUCACGGAUGAAAUUUUUCAAAUGUUGCUUUGAGUUCCUCAAGAAGCUGCUUUGCUCCCAUGUCAAUCCAUUAUGGAAUAUCAGUAUGGCUCCCCCCCUCCAUAAGCAUGUUACUGGCCUAACAGGGGUAAGGGCUGCUAAAAGUGUAACAGCACACAUAUGGUUUUAAAAGUAGCAAAGGGGAAUGAGCAC
Messenger RNA from Sphaerodactylus townsendi, 1496 nucleotides. RefSeq names its product cadherin-related family member 3-like. Gene Ontology annotation, molecular function: calcium ion binding; cadherin binding. The record is from RefSeq and is a predicted model, not a curated record. Gene Ontology annotation, cellular component: catenin complex; membrane. Gene Ontology annotation, biological process: homophilic cell-cell adhesion. The transcript is spliced from 9 exons. The coding region runs from base 222 to 1211 and encodes 329 amino acids. NCBI's taxonomy places the organism in Eukaryota, Metazoa, Chordata, Lepidosauria, Squamata, Sphaerodactylidae.